GCGUCCCUUGAGCUCAGUAAGUCGUGCUAAAGUGGUACGACUGUAAAAGUGUGCGUCUCGUGUCAUCGUGCCCGUGGAACGCGGUGCCGUCGAAACCCGCCAAAACGCUGUUCAGAAGCACAAUUCUCCGAGCAGCCGAGCAGCGACCAGCAAUGACAAAAACCAAACCCAGGGUACCGGUAGACAACAACAAGACCUUUUCAUAUCACCAAUCCCAACAACCAUGUCGAAUUGCGCGUCGCCUCAAAUCAAUUUCCAGCAAGUAAAAGAGCAGUGGAGAACGGCCACAAAUGGCAUGAAAGUCCGGAGCCUUGCCAACAACAGCCGCAGACUUUGUGGCGGUUUCUUCGUAUUGAACGAACAUGGCAAUGCCGCAACCCUCGGCUUUUGCUAUGAAGCGUACCACAAGAACUACGGUAUUACUGUGGCCCAUUUGGCCGACUACGUCGAUGCCGAUGGUAACGUUGUCCGCGUCGGUCAAGUUGGUGGCAAGUUGUAUGCGUUUGACUCGGAUGAGCCGGACGCCAACGGUGUUCAUGCCCAGGUCGAAAUUGGAACGAUCGUCUCAAUUGACCGAGCUACUGACUCCAUGCUCUUUGAAGUUCGUCCUGAAGUCCGCAUUGAGCCGCGAGUUCUCAAUGUCAGCCGAGGGCAAAACGCCACUUUUCCAGAAGAAGCCAUUUCAAUUCCUCCCUCACCCGGCCAGAACGGUUCGUCCUCAACGCUUUUCACUACUCUAGCCGGAUUUGGAGCACAGCGUCGUAGAGCACUUGGUCGCGUUGUUGGUCAAAUUAGCAGCACAGAGGCAAAUAGCGGGAUCCUAGAAGAAGAUUUGUGCAUCCAAUCCUUUGACCCCAAUGAUGACAAUGACGAGUCUCACGCCAGUGGAAAAGUACCAUUGACAGACGGAGGAGAUUGUGGCAUGUUUCUCCUGGACGUUUACGCCAAUCUCUGGGGCAUGCACCAUGUCCUACGCUACAAAGGCAGCACCCGCGAAUACACGUCUUGCUGCGUCCCUAUCAAGAACAUUCUGGAGGCUCCAAGCCACAAGGAAUUCUUUCCCCAGCACAAAGACAGUGCUCUCCUCCAGUCUUCUCCAAGAAUUAUCCGAUCCUCCUCUCUAAAGGAAAAUAGUCAACCAGCGCUCGAUGAUGAUUGCGUUGUCCUCAACAAGCCGUUGACAUUCAAGACAAAAACGAAAGAACUUGCUCCCUAUCACCAGGACUACAGCCACCAACCCAAACUUGCCAAGACAAAGAUCGUGCCACUUGCCCCAUUCGGUGGAAACAAGGCGGUAUGAAAUCGACGGGCGUCAGCUGGCGUCCAUUAC
Molecule: messenger RNA, 1330 nt
Organism: Seminavis robusta
Lineage: Eukaryota; Bacillariophyta; Bacillariophyceae; Naviculales; Naviculaceae
Source: the annotation of a GenBank genome assembly